Molecule: messenger RNA, 732 nt
Organism: Lactuca virosa
Lineage: Eukaryota; Viridiplantae; Streptophyta; Magnoliopsida; Asterales; Asteraceae
Source: the annotation of a GenBank genome assembly
AUGAAGCAACUUGCUUUGAAUCUUGUUCUUGAAAGUAUAAAUGUGGUUCGGUUAUUUUCAAAUAGUUCAGAGGUUGCCAAAAGGGGAUUGUCCAAGAUAAGUGAACAAUAUUCAAAGCAACCUGCCAUAGUGACAACCUCACAGAGUCUUGUGCCAGGUGGAGACAGUAAGUUCCUCUUCUUGAAGCACCAGUAUGGGGUUCGCUAUACUCUUACUUUGGUGAAGGUGUGUUCUCUUUACUUCUCAACCUUCUUUGAGUUUCCUAACUGUGGCUUAUUUCAAUUUUUAUUUGCAUCCACUUUCCACUUUGUGUAUCUUCUUUUCAGACUUCACCUGGGGCCUCCACAGCUGUUGAUAUUGUCUACAGACAUAUUCCAUCAGUUGGCUGAAAAGCCAAAGUCAAUAACUACCUUGAGUAUCGAAAAGAUGAGUGAUGCGUACAUAUCAAUGGCAAGGAAAGAUAGGGUGGAAUCUGGUGAAGGGACGUAUUUUCCAGCUCUUAAUGUUGGUCUAGAUAAACCUUCUACACUGAAAUUCAAUGAAGUUGACAAUGAGAGCAAAAAUAGACUUAAAGAAUUGGAGGAAUCACAAGCAAAAAUCUCAGGACUUGAGGAGACCAUUGAAAGGUUAGAUGCAAACUUAUCCAACCUUGAAUCAGAAAAUCAAGUUUUGAGACAACAAGCAUUGGUUGCUUCAAAAAAUGAAGACCUCAUAGAAGAAACUGAAAAGUAA